AUGCUGGGCUUAACGGUCCUGGGAAUGACAGUUGUGGUUCUGACUGGUGGAGUGUUCAGCGUGGCAGACUGGGACCUGGGCUGGGAACAUAAGCAGUCCUUGGUCCUCAGGGGGCAGCUGAACCAGGUGUCAGCAGAAGGAGAACCUUGCAGGCUGGGGACUAGGGCCCGAAGACCCCGAACUGCUCCCCUGCAUCAUCUCUUUGGGGUUUACCCUAGCAGAAGAGUGGACUACUUGCAUCCCUACCCCAUCAGGAAACCGAGAAGCCCCUCUGUAGGAAAUAGUAAGCCUGGCACUGAGGCAAGGGUUACAGAUAAUUUUCAUCGAGAUGAAACUCAAAGUCGAGCAAGGAGUAUACCCACACUACUGAGCAGGAGUCGAGGUCGGGGCAUUCUUGCCCCACAGAUGGGGGACAAUCCUAGUGAGCAAUCUGAUGACAUUCACUUUGGGGGUCAAGGCUUCUUGGAGUCUCUGAGUGAGUCUGGGACUGCAGAAGGAGCUGCUGUCGGCACUGAAGCCCCCUCACACCCACAAGGACCAGAACCACAAUCCCAAAGAAAGGGGGAAGUGAGGGUCAGACAUCGGAGACAGGCACAGGACAACAAUGCAGAGAACUUGGGGGAAAACCCCAGCUGGGGAGGAGCAACCUUUAACUCCCAAGAAGGGAUGCCUAUCCUGUACUUCUCUGGGAGGCGGGAACAGCUAUUGGUUCGCCCAGAGGUGAUGGUUGAGACUCCCCGGGAAGCAUUCACGAUUGAAGCCUGGGUAAGACCAGAGGGAGGGCAGAACAACCCAGCCAUUAUAGCAGGUGUGUUUGACAACUGCUCCCAUGCUGUCAGUGACAAGGGUUGGGCCUUGGGUAUCCACUCACUGGAGCAUCAUGGGAGGAAGGAUGCUCGUUUCUUCUUUUCUCUCCGCACAGACCGUGUGAAGAAGGCUACAAUUGUGACUGGGCAUAGCCGCUACUUGUCAGGUACAUGGACACAUUUAGUGGCCACUUAUGAUGGACACCGCAUAGCUCUGUAUGUGGAUGGAGCUCAAGUUGCUAGUAGCCUGGGUCAGUCUGGCCCCUUGCACAGCCCAUUUAUGGCAUCUUGCCGUUCUUUAAUCCUGGGUGGGGACAGCUCAGAGGAUAGGCACCAAUUUCGUGGGCACAUGGGCAGUCUGACUCUCUGGAAUACAGCACUUCAACAAAGCCAGCUCCAGCAGAGUUUCUUGCAACCAAGUGGGUAUGGGGACUUAGCUUCCUUGGCACUCAGUGCUAAUUUCGCUCCAAUGGAACACCAAUGGGUAACCUUUAAAGAUGGGGAAUUUCCAAGUCUUGAGAUGCUCCAGGAUCCAGAGCCUGAGCCUGAGAUUUUGUACCCUCUCAUGCCUCCACCUUGUGGGCGAACUGCCUGUGACAAUGUGGAGUUGAUCUCCCAGUACAACUGGCACUGGCCACUGAGGAGCGAGAAGGUGAUCCGUUAUCAAGUGGUGAAUGUAUGUGAUGAUGAUGGAUUGCACCCUACUGUCAGCAGCGAGCAAAUCACCCGUCAGCAUCAGGCAUUGAGUGCAGCCUUUAGUCAGUACAACAUCAGCUGGCAACUGAGUGUCCAUGAAGUGCGUAACUCCACCUUGCGCUAUCGGGCUGUCCUGGUGAACUGUGAGCCCAGCAAGAUUGGCAAUGACCACUGCGACACUGAGUGUGAGCACCCACUUACUGGCUAUGAUGGGGGUGACUGCCGCCUUCAGGGACGCUGCUAUUCAUGGAAUCGAAGGGAUGGUGUGUGCCAUAUGGAGUGCAACAACAUGUUGGAUGACUUUGAUGAUGGCGACUGCUGUGACCCUGAUGUGACUGAUGUACAGAAGACCUGCUUUGACCCUGACUCACCCAAGAGAAAUAAAAAUGGCAAACUGGAGACCAGAGGAGGACAACCAGAGUCUGAAGGGCUUCAAAACAGACUAGCUCGCCUCUCCACUCACCCAUCCUUGCUGGUGGCUGGGCCAAGGGAACGGCUCAGCUGGGGCCCUGCAGUGUCAGGGUCUGUUAACCAUCAUCCAGACUUCAUUAUAGGUGGUGUGGUCCUCAAUCCAACCUAUUAUGGCAUGCCCGGCCAUACCAACAUCAUGAUCCAUGAAGUAGGACAUGUCUUGGGGCUGUACCAUGUUUUCAAAGGGGUCAGCGAAAGGGAAUCUUGUGAUGAUCCCUGCAGAGAGACUACACCAACCAUGGACACAGGAGAUCUUUGUGCUGACACAGCCCCCACACCCAAAAGUAAGCUGUGCCAGGACCCAGAACCUACUAAUGACACCUGUGGCCAAAACCACUUCUCUGGGACACCAUUCAACAACUACAUGAGCUAUACAGAUGAUGACUGCACUGAUCACUUCACCCCAAACCAAGUGGCCCGUAUGCAUUGCUAUUUGGAUCUCGUGUAUCAACAAUGGAGUGACAGCAAAAGACCCACCCCCAUCCCAAUUCCACCAAUGGUCAUUGGACAGACCCAAGAUUCCCUCACCAUUCACUGGCUCCCUCCCAUUAGUGGAGUUCUGUAUGAAAGGGAUGCUGGCAGUCUGUGUGGAGUGUGCACAGAAGAUGGGACUUUCCGCCAAUAUGUCCAUUCUGCUUCUUCACGUCGUGUGUGUGACUCUUCAGGUUACUGGACUCCCGAGGAAGCAGUAGGGCCCCCAGAUGUGGACCAACCCUGUGAGCCAAGCUUACAGGCCUGGAGUCCAGAACUCCAUCUGUACCAUAUGAACAUGACUGUCCCUUGUCCAGCAGAAGGCUGUAGUCUGGAGCUGCUCUUCCUCCAUCCGGUCCAUGCAGAUACCCUUACACUGUGGAUCACCUACCUCUCCAUGGAUUCCCCCCAAGCUCUCUUUGACAUGGAGGUCUUAAUGGAAAACCAUGAAUCUAUUCAUCUGGGACCCUUGGACGCCUUCUGUGACACUCCCCUCACUGUCAAACUUAAUGUUGAAUGGAAAGUCUCAGGAGUGAAGGUCUACACAUUUGAUGAGAGGAUGGAAAUUGAUGCAGCUCUCCUUACCUCUAAGCCUCAUAGCCCACUAUGCUCUGGCUGCAGGCCUGUGAAGUACCAGAUCCUUCGGGAUCCCCCAUUUAAAAGCAACUCCCCUGUCAUGGUGGCACAUCGUCAUCGGAAAUUCACUGAUAAGGAAGUUACUCCUGGUCAGGUAUAUCAAUACCAGAUUCAAGCUGCAGCUGGCACAGAACUGGGAGAAGCCUCUCCUCCUCUGAUCCAUAUCCAUGGCACCCCCUACUGUGGGGAUGGGCAGGUGACAGAGAGUCUGGGAGAAGAAUGUGAUGAUGGAGAUUUGCUUGAUGGAGAUGGCUGCUCUAGAAAAUGUGAGAAGGAAAAAGGCUUCAACUGUGUGGGGGAGCCAAGCCUGUGCUACAUCUAUGAGGGAGAUGGAAUAUGUGAGCCUUUUGAGAAGAUAAACAGCAUCCUAGACUGUGGCCUCUAUGCUCCCAAAGGAUAUCUGGAUCAAUGGGCCACUCAGGCUUAUACAUCUCAUCAGGAUAACAAGAUGUGCCCUGUUUCCUUGGUGACUGGGGAACCUCUUUCCAAGGUUUGCAAAUCCCACCAUCCCAAGUCACCAGAGGACCGUUCUCUUGCUGGCUGGUUUCCCUGUAUCACUAGUGAAGGACAGAGAAAGCAGCCUGAGAUAGACCUAGAGAGGGCUGAAAAGGUCUGGCUCAAGGUAUGCUUUGACAGACCUGGUGUGGCCACCACAGUUUUCAUUUUCUUGGCAUCUGAUGGCAUGGUCCAUGGGGAAAAGCAGCGGCCAACAGUGACUCUUCACUUGAGUGAUGCCAGUGGACAAAACCACUCCCUUGGAACCUAUGAGUUAUCAUGCCAGCAUAACCCGUUGGCUAUUAAUGUGACCCACAAUCUGAAUUUCCUUUUUCACCAAACCACCUCAGUGAUGCUUAAUUUCUCUUCACCAUUUGUGGGCAUCUCAGCAGUGGCCCUAAGGAUUUCCUUAAAUAUUAACCCUUCAGCCCCCAAAAACUGUAUCCCAGGGCAUGAAGGGCAUGGACACCAACGACCAAGCUGUGCCCAUCAGCCUUACAGAGAACAAGGCAGCUGUGUGCCAUUGCUAUUUGACCAUGCAGAUGUGGUGAAUUGUACAUCCAGCAGUCCAGGACACAUGAAAUGUGCUGUCAUCUGUGAAAAGGGAUUCAUCCUCCAGUCUAGCAAUGGACAGAGACUAAGGCCCAUGCAGAAGGAGAUUCUGCUCACAUGUUCCUCUGGCCACUGGGACCAAGCUAUCAGUUGUGUCCCCCUUGAUUGUGGUGUUCCUGACCAGUCACAUGUGUACUACGCAAGCUUCUCCUGCCUAGAAGGAACUGCCUUUCUGAAACGUUGUUCUUUCUCCUGUAUCUCACCAGCUAAACUUCAAGGAAUGAACCAGUGGUUGACCUGCCUUGAGGAUGGGCUCUGGUCUCUCCCAGAAGCUUACUGCAAAUUAGAGUGUGAUGUUCCCCCAGUCAUACCUAAUGCCAACUUGCUGCUGCCUCGCUGCCUCCGGGGAAAUCAUGAUGUAGGGUCCGUCUGCCGAUACCAAUGUGAACCUGGAUACUAUGUAGCGGAGAGUUCAGAAAGCAAGCCCAAGAACAAGCUUCUGAAGAUACAGUGCCUAGAGAGUGGAAAUUGGAAGCAAGGCAGCUGCAUCCCAGUGGUGUGUGAACCCCCACCUCCUGUCUUUGAAGGCAUGUAUGCCUGUACCAGUGGCUUCAAGCUGGGUAGCCAGUGUGUACUCAACUGUAACCCGGCUCAUCAAAGGAAGCCCAUAAUUUGCACUAAAGAAGGUUUAUGGACAGAAGAGUUUAAGCUGUGUGAUAACCUUCAGGGGGAAUGUCCUCCUCCUCCAGAGCUGAAUUUAGUGGAAUACAAAUGUGAACAGGGAUAUGGAAUUGGUGCCACGUGUACGCCAUCCUGUAUAAUCCCCCCUAGUGAUCCAGUGAUCCUGCCUGAAAACAUCACCACUGACACUGUGGAACAUUGGAUGGAACCUACUAAGGUCCAGAAUAUAGUGUGUACUGGGAGACUAAGGUGGCAUCCAGAUCCCAGCCUAGUUCAUUGCAUCCAAUCAUGUGAGCCUUUUCAAGCUGAUGGGUGGUGCGAUACAAUCAACAACCGAGCCUACUGUCAGUAUGAUGGCGGAGACUGCUGUUCUUCAACCCUCUCUUCCAGGAAGGUAAUCCCAUUUGCUGCCGACUGUGAGCAAGACGAAUGCACCUGCCGGGAUCCUAAAGCAGAGGAGAAUCAAUAAAUGGGGCAAAAAGACACCGUUGCUGGCCCAAGAGUCUGUGAGCCAGAGGCGACCCCCUGGGGAAGUCCCUCUGGCUAAGGGGGGUGGGGUGGGCGAGGAAGGAAGUCUGAAGAAAAGAAUCCUCUGGAGACAAAGACUGAUGGAAGCAAGAAGUGCCUGGAGGAGCUCAUAAAAAAACAAGGGGAGGGGGGAGAAGAAGAAGACGUCCUCUGAGAGAAUGCCUCUAAGUGCCAAGCAUGGCAAAAGACAUUUGACUUAUUGAUAAUCAUCAUCAUCCUAAAUUGUAAAAGGGGAGAACCUCAUUCAAGUAACAGGAUAACUACUCUUGAUGGGUCAAGAUCCCCCUAUACCAUGCUCUACUCUCAUUCUCAUCUUAGACACUCUCCUCUGUUUCUCCUCCCUUGCUCUCCACCCCACCCACACCCAACUUGUCAACUCAAACUCAACAUCAUGGAGGAGAAGCUGCCAGGGACUCUUUGUACCUUCUUAUCAUAAAUGGUCUGCCACCUAGCCGGCUCUGUCUUCUCUAACCUGUCUUGCUUCCUU
This is a messenger RNA of Vombatus ursinus (common wombat), 5823 nucleotides long. RefSeq names its product pappalysin 2 (gene PAPPA2). NCBI's taxonomy places the organism in Eukaryota, Metazoa, Chordata, Mammalia, Diprotodontia, Vombatidae. Gene Ontology annotation, molecular function: metallopeptidase activity. The record is from RefSeq and is a predicted model, not a curated record.